Messenger RNA from Oreochromis niloticus (Nile tilapia), 1292 nucleotides. Its product is annotated as plasminogen. The transcript has 10 exons. The record is from RefSeq and is a predicted model, not a curated record. Gene Ontology annotation, molecular function: endopeptidase activity; signaling receptor binding. NCBI's taxonomy places the organism in Eukaryota, Metazoa, Chordata, Actinopteri, Cichliformes, Cichlidae. The coding region runs from base 106 to 1170 and encodes 354 amino acids.
AUUGCCCUAUUUGUCCCCCUGACAUGCUAAAAGAAGCCCAAUAAUAUGCCACGAGGUGUCUCUUUGAGUUACUCGAUGAUGAACUGCUAGUUUUAGGGUUUCACCAUGGGCCUGUUGUACACAGCAGCUUUCCUCCUGGGAGCCUUGAUCUGCACUGUUGGUGGCAGUGACGUGGAGGGCUACUCCAAAACUGAAGGUGCAUGGAUUCUCUCACUGAACAAACGAACGUAUUCAGUUAAUACUGUGGCUGAGUGUGCCACCAAAUGUAACACUGAAACAUCUUUCACAUGCAAGUCUUUUAUCUAUAAUGAAAAGGACCAAGAGUGUUGGACAGCAGCGGUAAACUCUAAAACACACAGUGUCUUUCGCAGAAGCACCAUAGCUUUAUAUGAAAGAAAUGCAUAUCUUCUGGAGUGUGUAAAUGGAAUAGGAACAGAUUACAGAGGAACAAAGUCCAGAACAAACUCAGGAAAGAUCUGUCAAAGAUGGGACUCAAGCUACCCACACAGGCCAAAUUUCACACCGCAGAGCCACCCACAAGCAGAUCUGGACUCCAACUUCUGCAGAAACCCUGAUGGGGACAGCAAUGGACCGUGGUGUUACACCACUGACCUUAAUGCCCGCUGGGAGUACUGCAACGUACCCAGCUGCUUGGCAUAUAUUCUGGAGUGUAUAAAUGAAACAGGAACAGAUUACAGAGGAACAAAGUCCAGCACAAAGUCAGGAAAGAUCUGUCAAAGAUGGGACUCAAGCUACCCACACAGGCCAAAUUUCACACCGCAGAGCCACCCACAAGCAGAUCUGGACUCCAACUUCUGUAGAAACCCUGAUGGGGACAGCAAUGGACCGUGGUGUUACACCACUGAUCCUAACACCCGCUGGGAGCACUGCAACGUACCCAGCUGCUUUGCAUAUCUUCUGGAGUGUGUAAAUGGAAUAGGAACAGAUUACAGAGGAACAAAGUCCAGAACAAACUCAGGAAAGAUCUGUCAAAGAUGGGACUCAAGCUACCCACACAGGCCAAAUUUCACACCGCAGAGCCACCCACAAGCAGAUCUUCACUCCAACUUCUGCAGAAACCCUGAUGGGGACAGCAAUGGACCGUGGUGUUAUACCACUGAUCCUAACGCCCGCUGGGAGCACUGCAAUGUACCCAGCUGCUCUGGGUGACAGAGGUGGUCCUCUGGUUUCUUAUGAGCAGAACAGAUUUGUCCUUCAGGGACGCCCAGUGUCUACGCUUGAGUUUCUAAGUUUGUGGACUGGAUCGAUGCAACCAUCAAAGCCAACUAAAA